Molecule: messenger RNA, 399 nt
Organism: Funneliformis geosporum
Lineage: Eukaryota; Fungi; Glomeromycota; Glomeromycetes; Glomerales; Glomeraceae
Source: the annotation of a GenBank genome assembly
AUGAACCAAAAUAACCAAGAUUUAAUUAAACUAAUCCAAGAUGGUCAAAAAACUCAACGUUGGACGAUGGUAAAAGAUGUCAUUGGCUCCAUCGCCGGCUUAGCCACUAUGGGGAGAAUUGAUAAACUGAAAUCGCGACACCAAGCCGAAAUGGCUCGGGCUAUUUUAGAGUUAGAUAUUAUCGAACGAGAAGCCAAACAUGAAGCCGAAUUAAGAGAAUUAGAAGUUGGUUUAGAAAAAAAGGAAGAAACCGAAAUGAUCGCUGAAACCGAUAAUUUUAUUAAUAAACUAAAAAAUAAAGGUCAAACCAUUUUUCAUAAAAAAGUUGGUGCAGUUAAAGAACAAUUCAACCAAAUUAAAGAUAAAAUCCCUAAUCCUUUGGAUGAUCAAGAAAAAUAA